Messenger RNA from Cuscuta campestris, 1261 nucleotides. The record is from the annotation of a GenBank genome assembly. NCBI's taxonomy places the organism in Eukaryota, Viridiplantae, Streptophyta, Magnoliopsida, Solanales, Convolvulaceae.
AACUAAAUAUGGUUUCACCUUUAGAUAUAUAGAGUACUUCCAAGCAAUACCCUAAGACUGUUGGCGACUAAACUCAUUCGACGCUGCUCCGUUUCCCAAGGGUUUCUAUUCCGGCAGACUUUACUUCACUCCGGCCACCCUCAUCGCCUUAGUAGUAGGCUGCGUGAUUCCGGGGAAGAUAGCAUGCCGACAUUAAACUUUGCCUAAUAGGAUAUAGUUUCUCUCUGUUUACUUGAAUCAAUAUGGAUGAUUGUGAGCGAGGACACAGGAGAGAAAGGAUGAAUUGCUUCCGGGGAGGAGGUCACCCACAGUGGAGCAUGGUUUCUCAGCAGCAACACAUGAAGGAGCAGAAUGCUUUUUUCAUGAACAUGAAGAUGUUUUUCGCUGAGAGGGAUGCAGCCAUUGCGGAGCGCGACAGAGCUCUUGCCGAAAAAGAAGCAGCUACAGAGGAGCGAGACAUGGUUAUCCGCCAGCGCGACAUAGCAUUUGCUGAGAGAGACAACGCUCUAAGGGAACGCGACAACGCGAUCGCAGCCCUCCAUUUUCAGCAGGAAAACAACGCGAGCGUCGGUUUCAGUUACAGGAUAUGCGGAACGAAGCGCGCGAACACGAUCCGCGUGACUGAUGCGGUCCCCAUAUCGGCCAUUUCGUCCGAAGCCGUCAAGUCGCAGCAGAGGAAACAGAAGCAAGCGAAGAGGAAGAGGACGAAGCGGGCCCGCGACGACCGGAACCGGCAGGUCACGACGGACGGGUCGAAGGCCGAAUGGGACGCCCGGAACCAGGUGGGGCCCGAAAUCUGUUUCGACGAGUCGACCAUGCCGGCGCCCGUGUGCACGUGCACGGGGGUAGCCAGGCAGUGCUACAAGUGGGGGAGCGGCGGGUGGCAGUCGUCCUGCUGCACCACAUCUCUGUCGGUGUACCCACUCCCGCGACGUCCGCAGAAGGACCGCGGGCGAAUCGCGGGCCGGAAGAUGAGUGGAGGUGUCUUCAGCAGGUUGCUUACGAGGUUGUCGUUUGCGGGGCAUCAUGACCUGUCUACUCCACUGGACCUUAAGAACUAUUGGGCGAAACAUGGGACCAAUCGUUACAUUACGAUCAAGUGAUUAUGUAGUACGGAGUGGUUUGAGAUUGUAAAGUUUUUGGUGCAUAUUCUCCGUAAUUAAUUUGUAGUCCUUAGCACAUUAUUGGAUGCGUACUUGAAUUAGUUAGGGGUAGUCUCUAAUGGAAUAAUUGAAUUCCUCAAGAAAUAAGAGUACAAUAU